UGCAGCCCUAGAUAAUUUCCUGUUCUUCGCCGGAACUAGUUUCCCCUCGACUCGCUCCAUCGCCGGUGGGCUUGCGAGCGAUUUCCGCCUUACGAUUGACGGCGCGCUCUCGAGGGGAAAUUGGAAGUCAGAUAAGAGAUGGCUACAAAAGUCAAUCCUUCAUCUUCUGCUGAAUCUCACCAUCUGCAGUCUACUACAUCUACAGUUUCAGCAAGUACACAUAAGGUCUCCAUGUUGGGGGCAAAAUCUGGAUUUGUCAUACCAAAAAAUAAAUUAUCUGGUUCUUUGGUUCCUAUCAUCCGAGGUGGUGGAAAAGUAGAAGCCGGCAGUACUGCCAAAGAAGAAAGUACCAAACAAGUUCAGAGGAAAACAAAAUGGAGUGCUGAUCUAACACUAGAUGCUGCUGUCAGGAAAGGAAGAGCUUUAGCAUAUCAGACUCGACUGGAGCAAAUAACCCAACAACUGAAAUCUGGAGCUCUGGAGAUUGUAGAUGAUCAAGGUUCUCAGUCACCAAAGCAUGCUUCAAACCAUGAUUCUGCUAGCCACCAGUCCCAGAAGCUUGAGCUCUUGGAGUUGGAAAGACGAGAAGUUAUUGGCGAAAUAUUACGUCUAAAUCCUAGCUACAAAGCUCCAGCAGAUUAUAAACCAUUGCUGAAAGAAGCCAAAGUUCCUAUUCCUAUUAAAGCAUAUCCAGGAUACAAUUUUAUUGGACUACUAUUGGGGCCCGAAAGCAAUACACAGAAGCGGUUAGAAGAGGAAACGGGAGCUAAAAUAUCAGUAUAUGGAGCAAAAAAGGAUACAGGAGAGAAGCGUCAAAUUACUCAGUCAGACUUACCUGAAGCCCAGGGUGCUUAUGAGGAGCUGUACGUCAAUGUCUCAGCAGACACAUAUGAGAAAGUUGAUGCUGCUGUUGCACUGAUUGAGCUGCUACUUACUCCUGUAUCUGGUAGCUCAGCAGUUUCUUCAAUAAAUUCCACCUCUAUUGCUGGAUGCCAGGAGGAGACAGCUUCUGUUUAUAUGAUUUCGCCCGUGGCUGAUGUCAAUCAGGGUAUUCCGCAGCCGGUGCUGGUGACUGCUCAGCCUGCUCUACCACAGUAUCCACCAUAUCCUGCACCUUGGUAUCCAGUUGCCUCAUUCAAUACUCCACGUCCACCCUCUGGAUUCAUGCCUCCUUUGCCCAACUAUUCCAUUCGCUUUCCUCAAUCUCCUGCCGGUCCUCAUAGUGUUGGUCCUUUAAUUGGACAAAACCCUCCCUUUGGCUCAACUCUGGGGUCCUCUUCAGCUGUUGCCUCUAGACCUCAGUUACCUAUGCAAGCUAUGCCACAGCCUCUGAACCAGGCUACUCCACCUCGAAGCCUUCCCAUGCCAGCUCAGCAGCCCCCACCGGCAUAUACGGUUACACAAUCCCAGCCUAGUUCCACUGCACCUCCAUUCACGGCUUCUCAAUCAAUGCCUUAUGGAACAAUGCCAGCACCAAGACCACCUGUGCCUGUGAAUCCACAGUCGGUAUCCAUGGCUCCUGCAGUCCAACUUCCCAACAGGCCAUUAACAUCGCCUGCUAUUCCUGGUAGUUCUGGAUGGCCCACUGCACCUCCAUUUGUUCCACCAAUGCAAAGGCCACCUCAGAUGGCUCCUCCCUCGAUGGCUCCACCUAUGAGGCCUCAGCCAGCUGUUUCUGCAAUGCCCAUUGCUUCAGCCUCUUCUGCGUUGAAUAUGUCUUCUGGUGUAGCCAGUUGGCCUCCAGCGGUUGCUUCUGCACCUUCCCGACCAAAUAUGCCUGCUGAUGUUACCAAUAGGCCUCCACCAGCAAAUUUUGCCCUAUCAGCUGUGUUUCCUUCCCGGCCUUCUUCUGCUCCACCUUUUUCUUCAAUGCCUCCCCCAGGUGGACCUGUUUCAACACCAGUAAUGAUUCCAUCUACUUCUGGAGCACCAUUACGUGCACCUAUUCCCGCAUUGGCUCCGAAACCUCCACCAAUUCCUUCACCAGCACAGAGACCACCACCUAUGCUGGCGUCAGCAUCAUCUCCCAUGCUUGGUCCUCCACCUUUUGUUCCUCAAACUGCUGCAUUAGUUAGCCCAUCUGCCCCUAUUCUGGCUCAAGCAUCAGCUCCUUCCCAAUCUGUGCCGCCAGUAAUGGCGCGGCCACCUAUUCCCCUUCAAUCAGUAGCUACUGGACAAGCACCAAGACCAGCUCAGCCACCAAUGCCAUCACCACAACCACCACCUGCAGCACCUGUUUCCAAUUCUGUGAGCACGCCUAGUUUCACUCCUGUAACACCAGCAACAUCCACCGUCAAUACUACACCCAUUGCAGCUCCAAGGCCCCCCCGCCCGGUGUCCCGGUGAUUUUACCUUUCAACCUGUCAGAGCUCAAGUUCCAGCUUCUCCAACCACUCCAGGGCCCAGUAGUCAGUCUGUACCCCAGACUUCCAUUCGACUUGCUCCACCUCAAGCACCAUUCUUCCGGCCGGCUAUGCAAAACCCAACAUCCCCAGUUAGCACUCAAGGAUUUUCUACAUAUCUGGCUGCUAACCAAACAGGUCUAUCUCAAGCUCCCAUUCCACCAACACCAUCAUCUGUUGCCCCCUUCUCCGUGAAUCCAGCUGUCUUCCAACCAGCACCAAGGCUUCCAGUAUUUCGAAGCACAAAUCCUGGCCCACCAUUGGCUCCAGCAACUCAAAUGGGUCCACCAAGCUUUUCUACAGCACCUGAAGCAUCCAAUCUGCCCAGUAACAUGUCUGCCCAUCCAGUUAAUUUUAUGCAACCGCAUCAGAAUCCAUUGCCUCCAGUAAACAGACCCAGCAGUAUUAUGAUUCCACACCACCAAUUAGGUGGUAACUCUCCUGUUCUCAUGGCUGGUAAAAUCUCUUCAAGUUCUGGAGGGGGUAAAAUCUCUUCAGGUCCUGGAGGGAGUCAAAUCUAUGAUCCCUUCUCUCCCACAUCAAUUUCAUCAGCACAGGCAAUGCAGAGAGGUGAUCCUAUGAAGAUGAGAAAACCGGAGCCAGAUGCAGAGUAUGAGGAUCUAAUGGCAUCUGUAGGCGUGAAGUGAUUCAUCCUGUAAUUUUGUAGGUUUCAAACAAGGUUUCAACAGAGAGAUGAUUACAUGUCAUGCGGGGGUUAGAAUGUUAUGUCUUGGAGUGCGCUCGGACUUGAUGUCAGAGAAGAGGGGCCAAAUUAUCAGUUUUAUUGCAUGGCUAAGUGCGCUAGAAGUUAAACACACUAGCAGAGAGAUGGUUAAUGGACAGUAUCAUUAUUGAAGCCUUGCUGUUCACCUCAUGUAUCAUGUUGGAUUUUUUUCUUUUCUUUUUGCUAGGUUAUCAUUUUGGAUUUUCAUAUUAUUAAGUGAUCUUCUAUAUUUGGUGGUUUCAUGAGCAUUAGUGAUAUUGCUUCUGUUUUUUGUUUCCUUAUGUAAAUAACAUAAAAUUCCGACAGAGCCAUCCAACUAUAAACCUGGAGCUGUUGCAAGUUAA
This is a messenger RNA of Phoenix dactylifera (date palm), 3470 nucleotides long. RefSeq lists its product as uncharacterized. Gene Ontology annotation, biological process: regulation of mRNA splicing, via spliceosome. Gene Ontology annotation, molecular function: mRNA binding. Gene Ontology annotation, cellular component: nucleus. NCBI's taxonomy places the organism in Eukaryota, Viridiplantae, Streptophyta, Magnoliopsida, Arecales, Arecaceae. The record is from RefSeq and is a predicted model, not a curated record.